GAAAAAUACGACAAGCUGCUGUUUGAGUUGUGGGAAGAUUAUUGAAAAUUACGGAUCUGGAACCGCUUGAAGCUGGGUUAUUCAUUAACUGGUUAAAUAGGAGCGAGACUUUCGUGAAGAUUGUCGUAACAAAUGCUACUUCUUGAUGUUUGCCCAACAAACGACAGGGCGGAAAACCAGUUAUGAGUGGUCGUGUCCCAGUUCGGAAGUGGUUGUGAUCAGACAAAGGCAGGAACAAGAAGUUACACUCAACUCGCGGAAGAAAAAGGAUGGAGAAAAAGAUCAACAAGAAUGUGUUGAAAAAUUUGUCUGAUUCAGGUUUACAACUAAUGGAAUAAACAUCGCAGUUUACUAGUGAUAAUAACAUUAAGUUCAACUUAGAGAACGUUCCCCCUUUACGGCUAGUGAUAGCAAAUCCACCCUGUGUUUUAGAAAUUUUGGUGAACUGAAAUCUAUCGAUGUCGAUUAAGUUUCAUUCUGGAGUGCAGUGAUAAUCAGUGAAAAAUCAUCAGCAUCCGUGUCGUGUUGUGCGUGCGUCAUUUAUAUGAUAGUAGCUUGGUCCUCUUGAAAGUAGAUAGUGAGUGGUAGCUAUAAUCAACGUAUCAAGUCAAUUGGAGCCAGGGUCGAAGGAAACCAAUUGACCAUCACGUGCGGACGUAGCAGAAUAGGAGCAACUGGCUGAAGAUGAAUGCCUCCGAUCAUGGAUUCAAUCCAGCAUUUAAUAUGGCCACAAUAAGACAGGCCAUCAAUGAAACUAUAGAACGAGACCUUGGUGUUCUUCUCAAAACAGUUCGCAUCCCGACGCCGACCCGACUGCGGGAUCUGAUCCGACAGAUCCGGGCUGCCAGAACGGGUGCCGAGGAACGGGCGGUGGUCAAUCGGGAGUGCGCCUACAUCCGCAGCACAUUCCGCGAGGAGGACUCGGUGUGGCGAUGUCGAAACAUUGCCAAAUUACUCUACAUUCACAUGCUCGGCUAUCCGGCACACUUUGGUCAGCUCGAGUGCCUAAAGCUCACCGCGAGCCCACGGUUCACAGAUAAGCGGAUCGGUUACCUGGGCGCGAUGCUGCUGCUGGAUGAACGACAGGACGUGCAUUUACUAAUCACAAACUGUUUGAAAAAUGAUUUGAACAGUCCGACACAGUUUGUGGUAGGUCUGGCACUGUGCACCCUCGGUGCAAUUGCCUCCCCGGAGAUGGCACGGGAUUUAGCCGGAGAGGUGGAGAAAUUGAUGCGUUCACCCAAUGCAUACAUUAGGAAAAAAGCGGCUCUCUGUGCGUUUCGAAUCAUCAAGCGGGUGCCGGAGCUGAUGGAAAUUUUUCUCCCAGCCACCCGGUCGCUGCUGAACGAGAAAAAUCACGGUAUCCUCAUCGCUGGUGUCACGCUAAUUACAGAAAUGUGCGAAAAAAGUCAGGAUACGCUAACUCACUUCAAAAAGGAUAGUGGAAACCAAGAGAUUGUCCCCAACCUGGUGCGAAUCCUGAAGAACCUGAUACUGGCCGGAUAUUCGCCCGAGCAUGACGUCAGUGGAGUGAGUGACCCAUUCCUGCAGGUUAAAAUUCUCCGGCUUCUGAGAAUACUUGGCCAUAACGAUCCAGAUGCUUCCGAGGCGAUGAACGAUAUUCUGGCCCAGGUUGCCACCAACACCGAGACGAGUAAGAACGUUGGCAACACAAUUCUGUACGAGACGGUGCUGUCGAUAAUGGAUAUCAAAUCCGAGGGCGGCCUCCGCGUGCUGGCAGUGAACAUUCUGGGACGAUUUCUGCUGAACAGUGACAAAAAUAUUCGCUACGUGGCCCUGAACACGCUACUCCGAACGGUACACGCCGAUAUUUCCGCCGUCCAGCGACAUCGUAGUACGAUUCUCGAAUGUCUCAAGGAUCCGGACGUGUCGAUACGACGUCGCGCAAUGGAACUGUCUUUUGCGUUGAUCAACUCCCAGAACAUUCGAGCAAUGUCGAAGGAACUGCUGAUCUUCCUGGAGAAGGCGGAUGCAGAUUUCAAAGCCCAAUGCAGCAGUAGGAUGGUGCACGUGGCCGAGCGGUACGCUACGUCGAUCCGUUGGCGCCUGGAUACGCUACUGAGUGUCCUGAUCGCGGCUGGUAACUAUGUCCGGGACGAUGUCACGUCUUCCACGAUUCAACUGAUUCUGAACAGUCCACCGGAGGAGCAAGCCUACAUUGGUCUGCGGUUGUGGGAUUCUCUCCAUAACAUCACAAAUUCAUACGAAGACAAACAGCCAUUGUUGCAAGUGGCAGUUUGGACGAUCGGCGAGUACGGAGAUUUGCUGCUUAGUAGCGAACGUCUUGAAGAUGUUGAAAUUCCUGCAGAGAGUGAGCUGGUGGAUCUGUACCAGAAGCUGCUGUGGGGUACCUCGGUAUCGACAACCAGCAAGCAGUACGCGCUCGUUUCGUUGGCCAAACUUAGCACCAGAAUUCAAUCUAAGGAUGAGGAAGCUAAGGCAAAGCAGAUUAUUGAAGCAUUCGGCACUCACCUGCACAUUGAUCUGCAACAACGGGGUGUAGAAUUCUCUCAACUCUUUCUUGAGUACAGUCACCUGCGUCCUGCAUUGCUAGAGAAAAUGCCUAAGAUUCAGAAAUCACUAACGAACGGAACUGAUAAUGGCGGCAUUUAUGACGAUCACUCCAACAGUAUCGAUCUGAUUGAAAGCGGAGUCGAUGAUCUGGAAAUUAGUGGGUUCGUUUCCAGCAGCAAUACCAAGAUCGGGUCUGACUCGAAUGCUCUUCUGGACCUUCUUGGUGGAAGUGACGAUCCGGUAGAAAGCAUCGGGCUAGUUUCCGCACCAAAUACCAUCAUCUCAACCACAGUCAAUGGAAAGACACCUACCACCGGCACCUCCAACAAUCAGGAUCUGUUGGAUCUGCUUGGUGGACUUGACAUGCCGGUUAGCACGCCACCGGCAGCAAUUCCUCCACUCGGUGGAAGCGUCGGAGGUGUUGGACUGGAUCUAAAUAGUCUGAAUGACAAUAGUAUUAAAAUGACAAGUGCAGCACCGGCAGCAGUGACAGGUUCUUCUUCGUUUGGCACACUGGAUAAUUUGCUGAACUCUAAUCUGACAUCGCCAAUGAGUGGAACCAUCCCAGCGGGAAAUGUUGUAUCACCCACCGGCACUGGCGGUCUAAUAAAUAGCCUCGGUACCGGAACUAGCAUCUUCAGCGAUUUUUCGUCGUUCAACAAUAAUGAGGAGCAUUCGAAGACAUUGACAGCCUUAGAUAAGAACGGUCUGCUGGUACAGUUACUAGCAAAGCAGAGCGGUGGAUGUCUGCAGAUUAUCAUGACAGCUGUAAAUAACUCGUUAACCACAUUAGAACAAUAUUUAUUCCAGGCCGCCGUUCCCCGAAGCUUUUCGCUGCAGAUGCUAUCACCAUCCGGGUCCACGCUACCUCCCGGUGGCACAAUUACGCAGGAAAUGCGAAUCUCCAGCACUGCUAAGGCCACCCUUCGAAUGCGACUGCGGAUAUCGUACCAAUGUGAUGGAAGUCCGGUGCUGGAGCAAACCGAGGUUUCCGGCUUUCCCGAAGAACAAACACCGCUUGAAUGAGGUCCGAAUUGGAACGUAAACAUUACGGUUAAGUUUUAGUUCGGCUACAACAGUGUAAUGGAUUGAACAAAUAACGGAAUGCGUCUUUGAUGUUGCUCGGAGUAGUAGUGUUUGUUUUUUGUGUUUGGUUUUAUUUUUGCGUAAGUUUACAUUUCUUUUGAAAUUACCUAGAUACAAUUUUUAAUUACGACCUCCCUUCCUAAACUAACACACCUACUUAUAAUAAACUAUUGUUUUUUAAAAAUAAAUCAACUCCCAAAACUAGCUAACUAACACAUCCUGUUAAUAAAUCUACCCAAGCUACUAAUAAUCUAGCAGAAAUAAUUUGAUUCUGCUAUCUGCUAGUGAUAUUAUAAAUACAUUGACCACUCGUUGGCAUGGAAUCGCAUGCAUGAAGCAUUUUACGAGUGCACGCGAAUAGUUGUAAAUAUUACUAAAAUAGGACAGAUGCGAUAUUAUAUUGUAAUUGAGCCGUGUAAGUAACUGAAAAAAUAUAAUCUUAGGACACUCUGUGUCGAACAGAGUAUAAGGAAUGGCAAUUUAGGGGAAAAGUGAGCUCAAAAUACGACACACAAACCUUUACAAGCGAUGUGGUUUUCAAAAAAAAAAACUCUUGAAACAUGAUAAGUUUCCAACCAACAGUUCAUUUUAGGUUGACAUCGUUGCGUUCUGAAAGCGAUGGUGUUACGUUCUGAUAAAGCAAGUGUACUGUUUUCCGUCCAAGAAGCCCAUUUAAGCAUGUGGGGGAGUGCCGUGGGUGAAGCAAGCGUUAUCGGUGAGGGAAGUUCAUAGAAUUUUCUUUCUUUGUGUGCUGUCUAUUUGUUGCUGAUACAAUUGGUGAGCGUGAGCUUUUUCGAACAACUUAAAGUGAUUUUCAUUUACUCUAGUUUUCUCGGCAUGAAAAGACAAUAUCUACUUACUAGCUGUGCUUGUCUGAAGCUACGGCUUAGAUGGGGUCAACAACCGCGUUUGUUUUGGCUUGUUCUAUAAGUGCGCGCGAUGCUUUUUGAUUUAUAUAGACGAAGCAGUAUUUUUAUACCAUGAGCUAAAUUAAACGAAAAGGAAAUAAGCAACGGAAGUGACAAAUUUACUACCGAUAAACAAGUAGACGAAUACAUUGUUAUAAAGAACCUAGCGAAUAAUGCUAUAGGUAGCUCGCUAUGAUUUAGGGAAGUAAACUAUAAGACCUAGGCGAACUAACAGAAAGAGCAUGACAGAUUGUGACAGAACAAUAUCAAUGGGUUCUGUUCGUACCCUCCGAGAUGAGAGGGAUAUCCUUGCACGAGUAACGAAUAAACCCCGAUAAACGUUAUAACAGCUAUAAAUAUGUGUAAAAUAAAUGCUCGAUUGUAUAUGAUGGAUUUUGAAA
Molecule: messenger RNA, 4930 nt
Organism: Topomyia yanbarensis
Lineage: Eukaryota; Metazoa; Arthropoda; Insecta; Diptera; Culicidae
Gene: AP-1gamma
Product: AP-1 complex subunit gamma-1
Exons: 17
Coding region: 685-3561 (958 amino acids)
Biological process (GO): receptor-mediated endocytosis; intracellular protein transport; Golgi to vacuole transport
Cellular component (GO): Golgi apparatus; AP-1 adaptor complex; membrane coat
Molecular function (GO): clathrin-cargo adaptor activity
Source: RefSeq, a predicted model, not a curated record